This is a messenger RNA of Musa acuminata AAA Group (dessert banana), 1116 nucleotides long. Its product is annotated as transcription factor CSA-like. Gene Ontology annotation, molecular function: RNA polymerase II cis-regulatory region sequence-specific DNA binding; DNA-binding transcription factor activity, RNA polymerase II-specific. Gene Ontology annotation, biological process: regulation of DNA-templated transcription. The transcript is spliced from 3 exons. Gene Ontology annotation, cellular component: nucleus. The coding region runs from base 1 to 858 and encodes 285 amino acids. NCBI's taxonomy places the organism in Eukaryota, Viridiplantae, Streptophyta, Magnoliopsida, Zingiberales, Musaceae. The record is from RefSeq and is a predicted model, not a curated record.
AUGGGUUAUCCCACCGGAGAGAGGGAAUGCUGGGGACUCGAUGAUUUGGCAGGGGAGCAUGAGAGACAUGGGGGCAGAAGCAGUAGCCACCAAGUCAUGAUGGAGGAAGGUGGUGGCUAUGGCAACAGCUUCGAGAGCGAACGGCAGCAAAAGCUGUGUGUCAGGGGCCACUGGAGGCCGGCUGAGGACGCGAAGCUCAAGGAGCUCGUCUCUCUAUAUGGCCCUCAAAACUGGAACAUGAUCGCCGAGAAGCUAGUGGGAAGAUCAGGGAAGAGCUGCCGGCUGAGAUGGUUCAACCAGUUGGAUCCAAGGAUCAACAGGAAGGCAUUCAGCGAGGAAGAAGAAGACAGGCUUCUGGCUGCGCACAGGGUUUACGGCAACAGAUGGGCACUGAUCGCCAGGCUCUUCCCUGGCCGGACAGACAAUGCAGUCAAGAACCAUUGGCAUGUGAUCAUGGCCAGGAAACAGAGGGAGAAGCAGUCCAGUACUUACAGGAGGCGGAAGCGUCCCUCCCUCCGCUAUCCCCCAUCUCAGCCCCUCCCGAGGUGGGAGGAGGUCACCACCACCUGCAACAAUGCAUGCAGUGGUGAGUCGACCACCACCAGAGAGGAGACUGCUUCCACUUGCACCGACCUCUACCUCGGCUCCGUCACCGUGCCCAAUGGGUUCCGUAUUGGAGCUCCCACGAUGCAGGUUCGUGGGUUUGAUCUCUCUGUCUGCACCGGUACAACUUUUGAGGUCACAGCAAACGAACCGGCGGCCUACCACAUGACCAAUGCUUUGCCUUCCGGUGAGACAACCUAUGAGAAAGAGAAGAUUAGCUUACCCUUCUUUGAUUUCCUGGGUGUUGGAGCAUAGGGGCUCUCCACGCGAUAUGCACAGGAAAUCUGUGAAGGCUGGUGGUACAGGACCAAGAGAGGAGACCUGCAAAACGAAGAGAGGAGGGUGAAGGUGAAGUUGUAUCCAUAGUAGGCCAGACUUCUCAAGGUUGUCAGUCAACAAGUUCAAAAAACAUUUUAACAUGCGAAUUAAACCAGAUGAUAUGAUGCAUCAUCUGAUCUGUACCAAGAUUUCAAGGAAGGCAAUCAAAAUCAAAGAAAUGAAAAAUUCUUCCAA